Naegleria gruberi is the source of this 1329-nucleotide messenger RNA. RefSeq lists its product as uncharacterized. The record is from RefSeq and is a predicted model, not a curated record. The transcript has a single exon. Bases 1 to 1329 code for a protein of 442 amino acids. NCBI's taxonomy places the organism in Eukaryota, Heterolobosea, Eutetramitea, Acrasida, Naegleriidae.
AUGAAUCAUCUUAAACGAUUGAUUGUUUUGGCUCUUGUAGUUGUACUCAUGUUUGUCGUCUCACUUUCACAUGCUCAAGACGAACAACAGGAAAACAACAAUAAGAGACCACCAAGACCUUUACCUUCAGGUAGACCACCAAGACCACAUCCAGAUCAUUCUGGAGGGCGACCACCUCGCCCAUUCCCAUCUGGAGGAAGACCACCACGUCCAGAUCAUUCAGGAAGAAGACCAAGACCAGAUCAUUCUGGUGAGAGACCACAUCCACCAGGUCCACAACCAGAUCAUUCAGGAAGAAGACCACCAAGACCUGGUCCACAUCCUGGUCAAUCAGGAUUACCACCACGUUCUGAUGAACAAGAUGGUCAAAGUGAAAAUAGACCUCGUCCACCAAGACCUCAUCCAGAACGUUCAGGUGAAAGACCACAUCCAAGACCUUUCCCAUCUGGAGGUAGACCACCAAGACCAGACCACUCAGGAAGAAGACCAGGUCCACAUCCAGAUCAUUCUGGAAGACCACCUCGUCCACAUCCAAGACCAGAACCAUCUUCUGAAGAUGACGAACACUCUGAUAGACUUGAACAAGGAAACAGACCUCGUCCACCAAGACCAGAUCGUUCAGGUUUGCCACCUCGUCCAUUCCCAUCUGGAGGAAGACCACCAAGACCAGAUCAUUCAGGAAGAAGACCACAUCCAAGACCUGAACACUCUGGUGAGAGACCACAUCCAAGACCAGCUCACUCUGGUGAAAGACCACCAAGACCAGAUCAUUCAGGAAGAAGACCAAGACCAGGUCCACAACCAGACCAAUCGGGAAGACCACCUCGUCCUUAUCCAGAACAUUCUGGUGAAAGACCAGGCCCACGUCCUCAACCACAAGAAUCAACUUCAUCCUUAAUAGGUGAAAGACCACCAAGACCUGAUAGAUCUGGAAGACCACCUCGUCCAUUCCCAUCUGGAGGCAGACCACCAAGACCAGGCCCAUCUGGAGGAAGACCAGGUCCUGGACCAGGUCCACAACCUGAUGUUUCAUCUGUUGAAGAUCCACUCAUUGAUGCUCAAAAUAAUACCAAGAAUGAAAUUCCAAAUGGACCAUCCAAUGGUUCUGAUGCUUUGGCCAUUGUCUUUGGUGUUAUUGGUGCAAUUGUUGUCAUGGCUGCUAUUGCUCUUGUCAUUGGAAGUGGAAUUGCUGUUUUUGUUUUGAAGAAGAAGGGUUAUUCACUCUCAUUGAAGAAACAUCAAAUGUUGAGAGAUGAAGACGAAUUUGAAUAUCCACAACAAGACCAAACUCCAAUUUACUCUGUCAAUCAACCAGUUGCUCAAAAUUAG